AUGACUGAACUCAUUCCAGCUCUCAGCGGCAAGAUGAUGAAGAGCUCCGAAGACGAAAUUGGGUACAAGAAGGGCGACCUCUGUGUCACAAUUCCGCCCCUUUCACAUUCUGCUUUGGCACAGAAUCGUCUGGUGUACAAGGACCUGUCUCAGGUCCUUCCGCCAUCCGACCAGUUGCGAUCUGGAGGGUUCGUGCCAUCCGCCUUCAAGGACGAAGUGGUCCUGCCCCAGAACACAUUCCCGAAACUACCCACCGACAUCGUGGUUGCACAUGCCAACUUCGUCCAAGGCGGCUGCAUUCUCGCCAUCGACAUGAAUCAUUACUGCCUUGAUGGCAUCGGGUUUGUCAUCGCGCUCAAAGCUUGGACCGAGAACUGUAGAUAUCUACAAGGCGACAACUCCGCAACAUGCGAUUGGUACGACCCGGAGAGCUUCAACCAUAGUCUACCAGAAAUCCUCCAUGAGCAAGAAGGGUACUCCCGACCAGCUGACGAAAUACAUCCUAGGACAUGGGGAUUUCUACCGUUUUUCCCUCUCGAGGUACCAUCUGAGAGUCGGAGAGACGAUAUACUCAAAACUGAGAAAUCUUGCCUCCCCCCGGCCCCUGAUUUCCCUCUGCACCCGGUCUGGCCAUUACUUCGCGCGAAGAGAGAGAUGAACACGACCAUGUUCUUGAUCUCUCCCGAUAACGUGCAGAGGCUUAAACAAGAAGUGAUGGCCGACCCAGAGGCCAAGGGGGUGAUAACCUCCCUCAGUGACAUCGUCCAAGCUUUCUUCUGGCGCUCUGCGAUCAAAGCACGAUAUCGCGUGGCCAAGUAG
Messenger RNA from Cladophialophora bantiana CBS 173.52, 819 nucleotides. RefSeq lists its product as uncharacterized. The record is from RefSeq and is a predicted model, not a curated record. The transcript has a single exon. NCBI's taxonomy places the organism in Eukaryota, Fungi, Ascomycota, Eurotiomycetes, Chaetothyriales, Herpotrichiellaceae. Bases 1 to 819 code for a protein of 272 amino acids.